This is a messenger RNA of Drosophila ficusphila, 1273 nucleotides long. Its product is annotated as adenylate kinase isoenzyme 1-like. The record is from RefSeq and is a predicted model, not a curated record. Gene Ontology annotation, cellular component: cytosol; cytoplasm. Gene Ontology annotation, biological process: nucleoside triphosphate biosynthetic process; ATP metabolic process. The transcript is spliced from 5 exons. Gene Ontology annotation, molecular function: AMP kinase activity; ATP binding. NCBI's taxonomy places the organism in Eukaryota, Metazoa, Arthropoda, Insecta, Diptera, Drosophilidae. Bases 310 to 999 code for a protein of 229 amino acids.
UGGCAGUCGGAAAGCUUCGCAGGAAAGCUCGCGUGAGCGUCUGUGUACGCGCAGUGAAACCGUUAGCCGUUAGCCGAAUCGGAUCGAAUCGAAAGCCUUUUCAUUCAGUCACUCUCAACACACGCAGCACAGAGGGCGGUGGAAAAUCUCGUCGGGCGGAGCAAUCGAAUCGCUGGGAAAAUCGACUUGAACGGCAACUGGCAGAAGGAGGGCUAGUCAGGCAUCGGCUGCUACCAAACUACCGCAAAUCUCGCGAUUUAUUUAGCCAAAGGCCCGCAACAGCGACGUGUAUAUCUAGUAUACAUCAUCAUGUUAUUUAUGUGUCACCAAAUGGCAAUGAAGAAGGAGGCCGUGGAGAAGCUCAAAGCCGAGGAGCUCCGAAAGGCUCGGGCCAGUUCUGAUAUUCCCAUCAUCUGGAUCUUGGGUGGACCCGGCUGCGGAAAGGGCACCCAGUGCGCCAAAAUUGUGGAAAAAUACGGAUUCACACAUCUGAGCAGCGGUGAUUUGCUGCGCAAUGAGGUGGCUUCUGGAUCGGACAAGGGUCGCCAGCUGCAGGAGAUAAUGUCCAGCGGAGGCUUGGUGUCCAACGCCGAGGUGCUGUCGCUGCUCAACGACGCCAUUGUCCGCGCCAAGGGAAGCUCGAAGGGAUUCCUCAUCGACGGAUACCCGCGGGAGAAGAACCAGGGCGUGGAGUUCGAGGCCCGCGUUGCUCCCGCCGAUCUGGCUCUGUACUUCGACUGCUCCGAGGACACGAUGUUGCAGCGAAUUAUGGCGCGUGCCGCAGCUUCAUCGGUGAAACGGGAGGAUGACAAUGAGAAGACCAUCAGGGCUCGCCUGCAGACCUUUAGGCAGAACACCAACGCCAUCCUGGAGCUCUACGAGGCCAAAACCCUGACGAUCAAUGCCGAACGUGACGUGGAAGAUAUCUUUUUGGAAGUCGUCCAGGCCAUUGACUGUGUGCUGAAGAAGAAGAAGCAGGCAGCCGCCGCCCAGUGCUAGUAAAUUGGGAAUCCAUUAGGAAACCGGUACCAAAGUUAGCAAAGCAACGAAACCAAACUUUAUAAUGCACUUUUUAGCGCGAACCUCACAAUCUUAAAACGCUGAGCACAAAUGAAAGCGAAACACCAAAUAAAUUAGUUUAAAUCUAUAUUAUGUUACCAUAUUUAAUGGCAUUAUCCUUCAAUCGAUUGCAAGCAAUAAUUGAUCUAGUGCUUUAAAUAAAUUUACACAUUACAAAUUGAAUAAACUUUUUGUAAGGCUUACAGAUAUAUUA